Tympanuchus pallidicinctus (lesser prairie-chicken) is the source of this 1926-nucleotide messenger RNA. RefSeq names its product phospholipid scramblase 1 (gene PLSCR1). Gene Ontology annotation, molecular function: phospholipid scramblase activity. The transcript is spliced from 11 exons. The coding region runs from base 664 to 1641 and encodes 325 amino acids. NCBI's taxonomy places the organism in Eukaryota, Metazoa, Chordata, Aves, Galliformes, Phasianidae. Gene Ontology annotation, cellular component: plasma membrane. The record is from RefSeq and is a predicted model, not a curated record. Gene Ontology annotation, biological process: plasma membrane phospholipid scrambling.
GCAUGUGAGUCCUGCUCUGAAACAGGCUGGAAUGCUGUUGGCAUAAGAAGAUGCAGUUAUAUGGCUAGGAGAAAGAAUCAACAUACAUCAGACUUGACCCCAUAGUGACCUGCUUGCACAAGCAGCCUCAGCUUUCUCUGAAGCUUUUAGGUCAAUUGUUCUGUCUGCCCUUGUCAGAACUGGGUUUGGCACGUUUUAGGAACAGUGUGUUUAGUUUGAGCUGUCACCACCCUGGUUAGCAUUGUCCCAAUGUUAUGAAAGGUGGAAUGACUAGGAAGCCAGAGAAGCACUUGACGAAGAUGAGUAAUUAUGAAACAAUAGUGUAACUUUCAGGAAAGACUGAGACCAUCGCAGAACAGAGCGGACAUGGAGUGAAGAAGGACAAGUUAAGAAAUAUCGCUGAGAGAAGAUGAUGAAGAAAGAAAAAAUGUUUUAAGAAAAUCAUUGACUACUCGCAGCUCUAUUAUACUCAAGAAUUGAAUCAGGAACUGGAUGGCAAAUACAAUUUAUCACACCACGUAUUGAACAAGUCCAUCAGAAAUGUGAGUAGGUUUCUUCCAGAAAAAUGUCUGAGAGAAAAAGGAAGGAUAUGCUGCUGUUCUCCUUGACAGGACAAAGAUAUCCUUAUGCAGGAAACAACAUUCAUCCCUAUGUCAAACAAGCAUGUUUGUUGAAAUAGAGUAUUUAAAUCUUUGCACAACGGUUACAAGCAGAUCCAUAGCAAUGCAAGCAAAUAACCCAGCACCAGCACCUGGAUUCUCCAAUACUGGCUAUGCACCAGGAAACCAGGCCCCAUAUGGCCACCCGCAGUAUGCAGCUGGGAACUUCUACGGCACUCCUGCACCAGGGCCCUAUGCUUACCAGGCACAUCCCAUGGGAAACCCACCCGGAGCUGCUGUUCCACCCAUCCAGAACCAGCCUCCCGGGACCAUCUGGAUGCCCAUCCCUCCUCCUAUUCCCAACUGCCCUCCUGGACUGGAAUAUCUCACACAGAUUGACCAGAUACUAAUUCAUCAGCAAAUUGAACUUCUUGAGAUUUUUAUUGGAUUGGAAUCAAACAACAAAUAUGAAAUCAAGAAUUCAUUGGGACAAAGGGUGUACUUUGCAGCAGAGGACACUGAUUGCUGCACAAGGAACUGCUGUGGGCCAGCACGACCUUUCACUAUGAAGAUUAUGGACAAUCUGGGUCAUGAGGUGAUAAGGCUGGAGAGACCCCUCAGGUGUUCGUCAUGUUUUUUCCCCUGCUGCUUGCAGGAGAUAGAAAUUCAGGCACCUCCAGGAACACCGGUAGGUUAUGUUGUCCAGAAUUGGCAUCCCUGCUUGCCCAAGUUUACUGUUCAGGAUGAGAAAAGAAUGGAUGUACUGAAAAUUAGUGGCCCUUGUGUCGUCUGCAGCUGUUGUGAAGAUGUUAAUUUUGAGGUGAAGACUUUGGAUGAGGCUUCUAAUAUUGGGAGGAUUUCUAAGCAGUGGUCUGGGUUUUUGAAAGAAGCAUUUACAGAUACUGAUAACUUUGGAAUCUCAUUUCCAAUGGACCUUGAUGUAAAAAUGAAAGCUGUCAUGCUCGGCGCUUGCUUCCUUAUCGAUUUCAUGUUUUUUGAGAGUAUUGGUGACAGCCAACAGCGAGCGGGAGUGUGGCAGUGAAAUCUAGAACUUUGUAUUUAGAAGGAAGAAAAUAAACCACCCACUUCCCAGUGGAUUACAGAGCUCCAGUGAGAAUGUGAGAAGUGGAAGAAGUGGACCUCUUACUCUUGUAAUUAUAUUUCUAUAAACUAAAGGCUUUAUUGUCUAGCUUCUGGUUUUGUAAUCUAAUGACACUGUUGUAUUCAAAUAAGCACCUUUUGUCUGUACAGAACAAUACUGUAAUGUAUAGAAAUAUAUAGCAGCCUUUUUUCCAAUAAAUUUGGAAUUGUUGUAUUAAAACCUUAA